Messenger RNA from Lichtheimia ornata, 1014 nucleotides. RefSeq lists its product as uncharacterized. The transcript is spliced from 7 exons. Lineage: Eukaryota; Fungi; Mucoromycota; Mucoromycetes; Mucorales; Lichtheimiaceae. The record is from RefSeq and is a predicted model, not a curated record. The coding region runs from base 1 to 1014 and encodes 337 amino acids.
AUGGCAGUGACAAAGACACCUGACGAAGAGAACAAUGCCAUUCAAGAAUUGUACAAGGAACUAGGUUCUGAACAUGCUCAUUUAGACCGUGAAUACUUGAAGCAGUUCCUCAUUGCACGUAGUUGGAAUGUGAAAGCUGCCAAGGAGCAAUUAUUAUCAACCAUGGCAUGGCGUAAAGAAAACAAGGUGGACCUAUACCCUGCAGCUACCAAGGACAACAAACUACCUCUGCUUUAUCCUGUACGUGGUUUCGAUACUAUUCCAGAUGGCAACUUGACGUCCGACGCUGGUGUCUCUGAAUCGGUUUUAAGGAUCUAUCGUUGGAUGGGAGGCAGCUGUUUACACAAAACUGACAAGGAUGGAUGUCCAAUUUACAUUGAGCGCUUGGGCUAUCAUGCUGCAAAAGAAUUGGCCAAGUUCACUACCACCGAAGAAGUAUCGCAGUAUCAUGUGGGGUGUAACGAAUUCCUGCACCGUGUCAUCAUGCGUGAUUGCUCAAUCAAAGCCAACAAGACCAUCAAUCGCGAGACCGUCAUCUUUGAUUGCACGAAUAUGAAUUGGGGCCAAUUCCACAUGCCAGCUCUUUACUUUAUCAAGGCCAUUUCGGACACGGAUCAAAAGUAUUAUCCAGAGACACUGAACAAAUUGUACCUGGUCAAUGCUCCUUCAGCAUUUGUGAUGGUGUGGAAGAUCGUAAAGGCGUGGUUGGACCCUGGUACCAUUGAAAAGAUCCAAAUUCUUGGCAAGGAUUUCAAGGAUGUCCUCUUGCAGCAAAUCCCGGCUGAAAAUUUACCGAGCUUUUUGGGAGGCGAUUGUACUUGUUCGCAUAUGCCUGGUGGAUGUGUUCCUUCUCAGAUCCUCAAGAACAUCCCAGAAAUCCAAGCUCAAGCACACAAUGAAAAAACAGAAUUCCCAUACAACAAGGAUAUCAUGGAAAAGGCGGAAACAGAUGCUACGCUUCGUGGACCUCCAUCAUUGGCAUUUUGUAACGGCCUUUCCAACGACAGCACAUAA